GCGUCGAUAUAAUGAGAAGUUGAUAAACCGCGGUAACUCGAACGGAUAGAGUCACCUAGGUCGAGAAUAGCGUAAACAUGGCGUAUUUAUCACCGGCCGCUCGAGCUGCUGCUUACAAUGAAUAUGAAUUCGAUGACAACGACAGUCUUGAUUUAGAUGACGAGCGAGAUCUACUUGACGCAGAAGCUGGACAAUCCGAUGAAGACACAGAAGAUGCCAGUGAAACUGACAUGAUCAAGAAAGAGGAGGAGUUCACUGAAAUCAAAGAGCAGAUGUACCAAGACAAAUUGGCACAGCUGAAGAAACAACUACAGCAACUUAAAGAUCGGACACUUCCAGAAUAUUUGAAACGGUUGAAAAAAAUAGAACAGCAAUAUAAGGAACGUCUUCGGUUGAAUGACUUAUGGCAGGAAUAUGAGAUGGAUAGUGUGGAAAAGGAAUAUAUCGCCGAAAAGAAGUUUUCUGUUCGUGAAUUUGAAGAGAAAAAGAUUGAAUUGAAGGAAAAUAUCAUCUAUGAGCUGGAAGAGAAAAGGAGGAAUAUGGAUCAAGAGAGAAAUUCUGUUGAGCUGACAGGAACUGCUUUCUUGGAUUCCAUGGAUGUGAAACCAAUAACAACAAGAAAGUUACGUCGAAGACCAAACGAUCCAGUGCCAAUGCCAGAGAAAAGAAGAAAGGCUUCACCUGCUCAACUCAACUAUGCGCUAGAUGAAAUGGAAAUCCUGGAAGACCUCAAAAUCAUCAACAAAGUUGGCGGUAAGCCAUUGAGUCGUAAGCCGACGAUGUCACACUCGACUGGGACUGGUGGGGAAAUGAUCCAUGAAGCGAGGAUAGAUGAUGGCAGGCUUUACUUUGACAAGCGAUGGUUCCAUCGUGGCCAGCCAGUAUUUGUGGAGUCAAAAGAAGCAGGAAAAGUAGCAGGAGUUAUUGCCGCCGUUGGGACACAAGAGAUUUAUAUCAAGAAGAUCACAGACAGUAGUAAAAUGCGAAUAUACCUCACGCAACUGAAUAAAGGGAAGUACCAUUUACGCAGGAGAAACAACUGAUUCAAAGGAGGACUAAUCAAAUCAUAAGAAGAGGUCUACAAUAUUGAUAAUUUGACAAGUGCUGGUAUGUUGUGUUGAGUCCAAAAGCUAUACGAAUUCAGAUUGUCCCAUUCCAAACCAAACCAGUCGAGUAGUUUUUCUGUGAUGGAGUGAUGCCGACUAUGACUACUUUCAAAGUACAACGUAUGAUGUUGAUUUUCAGAAGAAUUUGAAGCGUUUUACUGAUAGAUCUUUUGAAAUUGAAUACAAUUGAUUUGUAGGAGGAUGAAAUAUCCACGUGUAAUGCAUUUUCAUGAAUAUUAUUCAUGUUCUGUAUACCUAUUUACAUAUUUUAUAAAAUA
Lineus longissimus is the source of this 1384-nucleotide messenger RNA. Its product is annotated as sin3 histone deacetylase corepressor complex component SDS3-like. The record is from RefSeq and is a predicted model, not a curated record. Gene Ontology annotation, molecular function: histone deacetylase binding. Gene Ontology annotation, cellular component: Sin3-type complex. Gene Ontology annotation, biological process: negative regulation of transcription by RNA polymerase II. The coding region runs from base 78 to 1043 and encodes 321 amino acids. Lineage: Eukaryota; Metazoa; Nemertea; Pilidiophora; Heteronemertea; Lineidae. The transcript has 8 exons.